CCACAAUGCCAUUUUAAAUUUACCAUAGGAAGGAAAGAAGAGGAAUGUGCACGCACAUUUCUAACAAGGUUUUGUAAAUGGGAAUCAGACAAAUUAUUGUUUAAGGAAGUCAUAUAUUGCGAAAUAACGCCAUCAUUCAACCAUCAAUCAGGGCCCAUGCAUAACGAUAAAAGGAGAACAUGAACGAUUCCUCCGAUUCGGAGUACGAGGACACAGAGUACCUGGUAUUUGCGGAUUUCAAGAACCACAUUCAUCCGCACCAGCUGAAGCACGAGGACGCGGCCAUUAAGAUCAUCGGAAUCGAGAGUGACACGCCCAUGGCCGAGGUAAAUGGAAGCAUUUAUCGGGGACGCUACGAACAUUCCGUGGGAACCAACGUGUUCUUUGAGAAGGAAAAAGACAAUCUGGCAAGUGAUCCGCUUUUUGAGUCAGUGUGUCGCCAGCGGUACCAGUACGUGGACAAAUCCACCAAGGUGAUAUCUUUUGAAAGGGUCUACGUGGACAAUUUGCACCAGGAGGUGGAGAAGUCGGCUGAGACUGAAGAGGACGAUCAGACCGAGCCAAAGCCAGAAUCUCUGAAGCUAAAUAUAACUUACAAGGAGGCUAUUAACAAGUUUGGAGAAGAUCAUUGAGUGUGGAGAACUGAGUCUAAUCCUGAACAAAAAACACUCUUUCAAGACAUACCUCUUAGUACCAUGGAUACCACCUAUAUUACAACGAAUCCAGCUUUAAGCCUGCGAGACUUUCUAGCCGACUAUCAAAAGAAAAUAUCCGGUACUGCAGACGAAGUGCCCUUCUUUCUCCAAAAAAACCCAGUACUUGUCGACGUGUCUGAAAGCUGUUCCCUGGACUUGAUCGAGUCCCCAGACGACAGCUCGAUUGCAGUCUUCCAGCCCGCCGCAGACAAAUGCCGCCCAACCUUUUCUCCGCCGCAGGAGAACCAGCAUGUGCCCUCCACUUUUACUGCUCUAAGCCAGCACAAGGACAAGUCCCGUAAGUGUCCCUUUGGCCGCACCCAGUACAGCCACAAACUGAAUCCGACGCCGACAGACUCGCCUAACCUGCACAUCGAUGCUUGCGGCGAACUGGAGCUAACCGUGCGUCUAUAUCGACCACCGCGGGCCUACCAUCGCGGGUUUAAGGUGGAGAUUCCCGUUUUCGCCGAGGAGUUCGUAUGUCUGGGCAGCAAUUAUCUGACCGAGCUGCGGGACAAGAUCAGCUGCGUUUGCAAUGGAAAACGGUUUGUCGACAUCAGCGACGAUCCAGAUGCACCGUUGCCAUCCAUUGACACAAAUCCCGGUUACUUCUUCAUCAACGACACAUUCUACAACGACCAGCGCAAUCCGGACAAUCCCGACUAUUCCAAGACCGUCUUGCAGUGGGCUGCCAGAGCGAACGGAGUGAACGGAGAAACGCUUAAGGUGGAGAGUAUGGAGGGCAAAAGAUUCAUCGAUCUCACUGUCAGCCCCGGAUCACCGCUACACUACCUGCACCACGGCAAUUGCGAACACCUGUUUGUGAUCUCCCAGGUAGAGGUGCUAACGCCACUUAGUAAACGGCCAGAUCGCAGCCUGUAUCCCUAUCCUCACGCCUUCAGUACGUUUAAUCGCAGGACUUGCUAUAUGUGCGGCAUUCGCAGCUAUAGCUUCAUCGUGAACCAGUCCCGGCGACAGCUGCACGAUCCCUCCUACCUGUGCCGCAGAUGUUUUCUCAGCUUCUUUUACGUGGAUGGUGUCAAGCUGGGCCAGUUCAAAGCCUAUCGCAUGUAUGACCAUGUAGAGCUGGAGGGCGAAGAGGAGGACAUUAAACAGCAAAAUCUCCCCUCCUGAAUAUACAUAUACAUUUGUGUGAUUUUUUCUUUAUUUGCGAGCUCCUUUGACUGCAAGAUCGCUCAAGGAGUUGAUUGAUAUUUUGUUCUUGUAAAAUAUUCAUAGAUAGAUUUAAAUAAAAUACAUACACGUUGCAACAAG
Drosophila melanogaster (fruit fly) is the source of this 1970-nucleotide messenger RNA. It is a transcript of the gene Pbp49, whose product is annotated as PSEA-binding protein 49kD. The transcript has a single exon. Bases 696 to 1829 code for a protein of 377 amino acids. Gene Ontology annotation, cellular component: nucleus. The record is from RefSeq and is marked reviewed. Lineage: Eukaryota; Metazoa; Arthropoda; Insecta; Diptera; Drosophilidae.